Molecule: messenger RNA, 1889 nt
Organism: Lolium rigidum
Lineage: Eukaryota; Viridiplantae; Streptophyta; Magnoliopsida; Poales; Poaceae
Product: F-box/FBD/LRR-repeat protein At5g56420-like
Exons: 4
Coding region: 432-1700 (422 amino acids)
Molecular function (GO): protein binding
Source: RefSeq, a predicted model, not a curated record
UCUCCGGCUUUCUCCCCCCACCGCCUGCGCCACUUCAAUCGCCGCCUCCUCCCGCCUCCCACCACCGCGCCGCCGUCGGGAUUCGAGUGCGGCGAGGCUUCCGAAAUCGAUGGUGGGUUGAUCCCGCCGCGCCGCCUCGUACCGACUGCAUGCGAGUUCCGCACUCCCGAGCUCGAGCACGUCGGAGAUUCCCGUGCUCUCCCGUUGUGGUGUAAAUUGAGGAGGAUUGGGACUUGACGAGUUGUCUCGUUCUCCUUCUUCCCCGCGGCUGCCGGCGCCUGGAGCUCCGGCGUGUCCACGGGUGCAUUCGCCUCUUCUCUUUCCCCUGUUCGAUUUGGUGGCGCUACAUUCAGCGACGGAUUCCCCAUCUUUCCUCGCGUCUCCGCUGAUUUCCCCCCCGCCCACGCAGCACCUGCCACCUGUUCGACGGAAUGUCCAAGAAGGCCACGGCAGGCGGCAAGGAUCGCUUCGGCGACCUCACCGACGACCUCCUCCGGCAUGUGCUGUCAUUUCUUCCGCUGGAAGAUGCCCUGCAGACCUGCGUGCUAGACACCAGGUGGCGCAACCAUUGGAGGCACACUGCCACCCAGGAUUUCAUCGUUGACAACAGGUCAAGUUCCCUGAGCUGCGAGCGUCUCAAACAGUUGGUGAAGCUAUUCAUCCACCUCCGUGGAAGCUCACCUCUCGACGAGUGCAACAUCGAUGUCUGUCGCGAUGAUGAUGAGAAGGGCACAUACAGAAACACCGAGCUUUUGAUCGCGUAUGCUCUAGAGUGCCAAGUUAGGGAACUCCUAGUCACUGUUGAUUACUUCGGGGAGGGUCAACGGAAGCUCCACAAGCCUCUCAUCUCUCAGCACUUAAAGACCAUACACCUCGAAUGGGUUAAGCUACAAUGCUCUGCUCUGAAUUUCUCGCGCUGCCCGGUAUUAGAGGAUCUAAAGAUGCGACAUUGCAUAAUUUAUGCACACCGGAUAUCAUCCAAAUCGCUGAAGCGUCUGUGCAUUACCGGCUCUUGUUGCUUCGCUGAGGAUGUCCACACUCGGAUUUUUGCUCCCAACCUUAUCUCACUGCAACUUGAUGGGUUUGAUGGCUUUCCUCCUUUCAUCGAGUACAUGCCAUUCUUGGUAGCAGCUUAUGUUGGGCUUCAUGAUAACUGCUUCGAUUUCUGUCGCGAGAGUGAUGAGUGUGGUUGUUAUGAUUGUCCUGUUUCCGAGGGUGUUCUCAAUGGGUUGACCAAUGCUGUCAAUUUGGAGUUUGUAUCUGAAAAUGGAAUGUUUAGCCACUUGUGGUGUUCAGAAUGGUUCCCCAUAUUUGACAAACUAAAGACUCUGUUACUCAAUGAGUGUUUUAUGGCUAGUGAUCUAGUUUGCAUUCUCAAACACACUCCAAUCCUUGAGGUGCUCACUCUUCAGCUUGGUAAACCUAAGAUACUCAUUAGAGUAACAGAGUCCCAAGAAACGGUGGAACAAUCAUUUGUGUGUGCACACCUUGAGCUUGUCAACAUUGAAUGUAGAAAGGUUGAUGAGAGGAUUCGCAAUAUUUUGAAGAUCUUGAGUACAUGUGGCAUACCUCGUGGGAAAAUUAGCAUCAAGGACCUAUUUUCUUGCUCAAAUCGCUUUAGUUUUCAGAAGGCUCGGCAGUCGCAGCUUCCCUCUACUGCGGCACCAGUCGCUGCAGUUUCUACCAUUGAUGGCACCUGAGAUGCGUCCCCCCUUGUGACAUUGGUCUAAAGCCUUCUAUGUUUGUCCGAAUAAGUCUACAAUGGUGGUCCUGUUGUCUGUUAUCGCCGCAUUUGGUUUCCAGCUUCCUAUCUUCUAGAAACGUGCUGAAAAUCCGGGUCGAUUGGUUGUUUGGUGGUGACUCAUUAUAAUGGUUUCCAGUGGGUUGAA